UCUCGCUCUGUCAGGCGGGAAAAGAAGAAGGAGAGAAGAUGGCAGCGGCGGGAAAGGCUGGCGGCAGAGAUUACGCCGAGGAGCGCGCGAAGGCGGCGGCGUUCCUGGAGGGCUUCUACCGCCAGAGCGGGACGGCGACGCAGGCGAAGGAGUUCCCUUACCGGGAGCAGCUGGCGUCGGUGGCCCAGCGGGAGCAGGUGGCCCUGUACGUGGACCUGGACGACGUGGCCGAAGAGGACCCGGAGCUGGUGGACGCCGUCUGCGAGAACACGAAGCGCUACGAGCGGAUCUUCGCGGACGCCGCGUGGGAGCUGCUGCCCCAGUUCCGGCAGCGGGAGGUGACCCACAAGGAUGCCCUGGACGUCUACAUCGAGCACCGCCUGCUGAUGGAGGGCCGGGGCCGGGAGGCCGGCCAGACCCCCCACGACCCCCAGAACCAGUUCCCCCCGGAGCUCAUGCGCCGAUUUGAGCUAUACUUCAAGGCACCAUCGAGCGCCAAGGCCCGGGUGAUCCGGGAGGUGAAGGCGGAGGCCAUUGGGAAGCUGGUGACCGUCCGAGGCAUCGUCACCCGGGUUUCCGAAGUGAAACCCCGUAUGGUGGUGGCCACCUACAGCUGUGACCAGUGCGGUGCAGAGACCUACCAGCCGAUACAGUCUCCUAGUUUCACACCUCUGCUGAUGUGCCCAAGCCGGGAGUGCCAAACCAACCGGGCUGGUGGCCGCCUCUAUCUACAGAGCCGAGGCUCCAAGUUCAUCAAGUACCAGGAACUCAAGAUACAGGAGCAUAGUGACCAGGUGCCGGUGGGGAACUUGCCGCGCUCCGUCAGUGUCAGCGUGCAAGGGGAAAACACUCGGCUUGUGCAGCCAGGCGACCACGUCAGCGUUACUGGCGUGUUCCUUCCGGUGCGGCAGACGGGCUUUCGGCAGCUCCUACAGGGCCUUCUCUCAGACACGUACCUGGAGGCCCAUCACAUUGUCUGCAUGAGCAAAAGUGAGCAGGAAGAGCUGGGAGAAGGGGACCUCACGGAGGAGGAGCUGCGCCAGAUUACAGAGGAGGACUUCUAUGACAAGCUGGCAGCCUCCAUUGCACCCGAGAUCUACGGCCACGAGGACGUGAAGAAGGCGCUGCUGCUGCUGCUCGUGGGCGGGGUGGACCAGAACCCACGGGGCAUGAAGAUCCGUGGGAACAUCAACAUCUGCCUCAUGGGAGACCCUGGCGUGGCCAAAUCGCAGUUGCUGUCGUACAUCACCCGCCUGGCGCCACGCAGCCAGUACACAACAGGGCGGGGGUCUUCUGGUGUGGGGCUGACGGCUGCUGUGUUGCGCGACCCGCUGACGGGGGAGCUGGCCUUGGAGGGCGGGGCGCUGGUGCUGGCCGACCAGGGCGUCUGCUGCAUCGACGAGUUCGACAAGAUGCUGGAGUCCGACCGCACGGCCAUCCAUGAGGUGAUGGAGCAGCAGACGCUCUCCAUUGCCAAGGCCGGCAUCCUCACCACACUGAAUGCCCGCUGUGCCAUCCUGGCAGCCGCUAACCCUGCCUACGGGCGCUACAACCCCAAGCGCAGCUUGGAGCACAACAUCCAGCUCCCGGCUGCCCUGCUCUCCCGCUUCGACUUGCUCUGGCUGAUCCAGGACCGGCCGGACCGUGACAAUGACCUCCGUCUCGCCCAGCACAUCACCUAUGUGCACCAGCACAGCCGGCAGCCGCCCUGCCAGUUCCAGCAGCUUGACAUGGGCCUCAUGAGACGCUACGUAGCCCUGUGCAAGCGGAAGCAGCCAGCAGUGCCGGAAUCGCUGGCAGAUUACAUCACGGCGGCCUAUGUGGAGAUGCGGAAGGAGGCCUGGGCCAACAGAGACACCACCUACACCUCGGCCCGCACCUUGCUGGGGAUCCUGCGCCUGGCCACUGCGCUGGCACGGCUCAGGCGUGUGGACAUGGUUGACAAGGAAGAUGUGAAUGAAGCUAUGCGCCUUAUGGAGAUGUCUAAAGACUCACUUUUGGCAGACAAGGGACAACCAAGCAGGACGCAGCGUCCCUCGGAGCUGAUCUUUGCAGCAAUCCGGGAACUGGUUCCUGCUGGGGGCACUCGCUCGGUGCACCUGGCUGAGGCGGAGCAGCGCUGUGUUUCAAAGGGCUUUACUCCCACCCAGUUCCAGGCUGCUCUCAGUGAAUAUGAGGAGCUCAACGUCUGGCAGGUGAACCAGAAGAAGACCCGUCUUACUUUCGUCUGAACCAUUCUGGCCUGCAGGGGGCAACUCAAGCCCGUUCUGAAGUGAGCUGGUGGCAGCUGUUCCCCGAGGGGCUGCCAUAGACUGCUUCCUGCUAGUGUCCCUUUUUACAAUUGAUCUGUUCUCCCCUAAUAAAAGUUGCUUCCAUCUUUUGGA
Molecule: messenger RNA, 2384 nt
Organism: Elgaria multicarinata webbii
Lineage: Eukaryota; Metazoa; Chordata; Lepidosauria; Squamata; Anguidae
Gene: MCM7
Product: minichromosome maintenance complex component 7
Exons: 15
Coding region: 39-2231 (730 amino acids)
Biological process (GO): double-strand break repair via break-induced replication; DNA replication; DNA strand elongation involved in DNA replication
Cellular component (GO): nucleus; MCM complex
Molecular function (GO): single-stranded DNA helicase activity; ATP hydrolysis activity; single-stranded DNA binding
Source: RefSeq, a predicted model, not a curated record